ACUUUUUGUCAUCACUGCAACAUUAAUGAAAGUGAGAGCCCUGGAUUGUUCUUCAAACAAAAAAUGCGUGUGUCUUAAUAUUAAUGAACAUUUAUGGGCAAAUUGUGAAGGCCUCAGUCUUGUAUCCGUACCAUCAUUUAAUAGUGCCGUCACGGGAAUAAAUCUUGCUAAUAACAAAAUUUCCAAUUUUCCUACAACUCUUCCUCAAAAUGUCGUUUACUUGGACAUCUCAAGGAACAGGAUAAGAAACGUUAAUCAACGAUCAUUGGAAGAAUAUAAUUUCCUGAGGAAUUUAAGCAUUUCUGAAAACUCACUUCAGGCGAUUGAACUGGGUUCCUUUCAAAACUCCUCAAAGCUUGUACACCUAGAUAUUUCCAGUAAUCAAGAACUGACACUAGAGGUUUUGGUUAACAUAUCGAGUGAUUUAAGAAAUUCUACUUCUAUCCGAGUUUUAAAUUUUGAAAAAUUGCAGUGCACGUACGGAGUAAGUUUUAUUGUUAAAAGAUAUCACCUUACUUAUCUUAAACAUACACAGUUGGAGGAACUUAACUUGGCAUCAAACCGCAUCAAUAGCCUUGAAUUAGGUGUUUUCUCUGAACUACCCAAGUCACUGAUGCAUCUAAAUCUGGCCAAUAAUGUACUCAGUUUUGGGUUAUAUUUAGUAGAAUUCGGAAAUUUGGUCAAUUUGGUGAGCAUAAAUGCAAGUUUUCAGUCCUCCUUCCAUCAAUUACAAUUGGAGGACUUUUUCAUAGGUUGCAAUGAUACGAAACCGGUAUGUACCAAUUCCUCUGGGACGAAACAUGGAGAAUUGUUUGUGAACAAAUGGCUAUCUUUACCAGGACCAAAAAAUAUCACAAUCUCCCUGCCAUCGACAUUACAAUAUUUUUAUUUUCACGAUAAUUUGUAUAAAAUGACUCUUCAAGACUUUACAUUCAAAUUUAUUAGUAAUCCUAUGCUUUCUCAUGUUUAUAUGCAGAACAAUAUUAUUUACAAACUGAAUGGUCCGAUUAGAGGCAUAGAAAGCAUCUUUCAUGCAGACUUCUCAAACAAUUUUUGCAGCUAUAUUUCGCCGAGAUUUUUCGAAGAUUUCAAAAACUUGUCUCAACUUGAUCUUUCCAAUAAUGCCCUUGGGGAAACUCUUGAAAAUGACAUCGAUGGAGAUAUAUUUCAAAAUCUGCGCAUGCUAACCUCUUUGAACCUUACACGAAACAGGAUCGUUCAUCUUCCGGCAAAAAUAUUUCGAAAUCUCAUUCAUCUUGAAAAUCUAAACCUCAGUUUUAAUUCUUUGAGUAAGUUUACAUUACCUUUAAGUCAUAUGGUUCAUUUGAAGAAUCUAGACCUCUCAAAUAACCAGAUUUCGACAAUGAAUGAGACAACUAGGAACAUGCUAGACGCAAUAUCUCUAAAGAAGUCUGUCUCAUUGAAUUUAAAUGGCAAUAGGUUAAGAUGCAACUGUGAAAACUUAGAAUUCGUUAAAUGGGUGCUUAAUUCAAAAAAUGUUGUUUUCCUUCAUUUUGAUGACUAUAUGUGUACUUUAUCAAAUUCCUCGAAGAUUCGAUUCUCAAAUAUCGAAUUAAUCCAAUUGAUGGAGAAGCAGUGUUCCUCGUAUACUCUCAUCAUCGUCAUUAUGACGUCAUUAAUAAUCGUCCUCUUAACAAUCACCAUCAGCCGUAUUCUUUAUAGAUAUAGGUGGAAACUGAGAUAUAUGUAUUACGUGGCAAGGGAAAAAUACAGUGUACAAGGGCCAAACGCAUUAGGAGAGGAUUCUUUUUACUUUGACGCAUUUGUUUCUUACGCUGACAAAGACAGAAUAUUUGUUAUCGACCUUGUUAAGCGUUUGGAAGUGGAAUUCAAUCUAAGGCUGUGUAUACAUCAUCGUGAUUUCAUCCCUGGAACAGGGAUAGCAGAUAAUAUCACGAACGCCAUUCAUCAUAGCAGGAAAACCGUCUGUGUCAUAUCUUCACAGUUUUUACAAUCAUACUGGUGCAUGUUUGAACUCAACAUGGCACGUAUGGAAGCCAUUUAUUCAAGAAAUGGUGAAAAUGUCUUGCUUUUGGUGGCAUUAGAGAAAGACGCCAUGAAAAAAUUGCCAUUCUCAUUCAUGGAUUUGAUUGAAUCAAAAUCUUAUAUAGAAUUUCCGGAGGGUGGAGAUAAGGAUGAAGUAACAGCCUUUCGAUCCAAACUUGGAGAUACGAUUAGACCUCAUGACAAUUACUUUAGAUCUCUAUCAGAAGAGAUACGGGUUGAUGAUUAGGAGUUAUAACAGAAUUGUGAUUUUAUCAUUAUAAGUAGAGAAAAAUGUAAA
Saccostrea echinata is the source of this 2305-nucleotide messenger RNA. Its product is annotated as toll-like receptor 4. Bases 26 to 2254 code for a protein of 742 amino acids. The record is from RefSeq and is a predicted model, not a curated record. Gene Ontology annotation, biological process: toll-like receptor signaling pathway; immune response. Gene Ontology annotation, molecular function: protein binding; transmembrane signaling receptor activity. Lineage: Eukaryota; Metazoa; Mollusca; Bivalvia; Ostreida; Ostreidae. Gene Ontology annotation, cellular component: membrane. The transcript has a single exon.